AUUGCGAUCCGCCUCCGGGGGGCGGGGUCUUGAUUACCGCGCUGCGCAGGAGCUCGGCCGCGAGGGCGGAAGAAGCGCAUCAGUCUUGGGUCUCUUACCGCAGAGAUGGCAACAGAGGGGGAGCCGAGCAGCUAUGUCAAAAUCAUCCAGCUUUUUGUGCUCUCCACUGCCUGGGGGAUGCAGAUAUGGGUUACCUUUAUUGCAGGGUUUGUUCUCUUCCGGGGUGUGAGCCGCCAUACCUUUGGCCUGGUGCAAAGCAAGCUGUUUCCUUUCUAUUUCUACACCCUGCUUGGCUGCACCUUCCUGAACCUGGUCAUCUUCGCUUCGUACCACCCGCGGGAGCUUCUCAGCACCUGGGAUACAGUCCAGAUUGUGUCCUUUUUUAUUGGCCUUGUUUUGGCGGCUUCCAAUGCUUCCUGGCUCUCCCAAGUCACCACCAAGACCAUGUUCAAGAUGCAGGAGAUUGAAAGGGAGCAUGGCCUCGGGGACGAGGUGGGGCUUUCGGCUCGGCGGGAGGCUUACCAGCUUCUGAAGGAGAAGGAUGCCAAGUACCAGAGCCUGCGCCAAAAGUUCUUCAAGUUCCACGGCCUGUCCUCUCUCUGCAACCUGGCUGGCGUCUUCUGCACCGGGGUGAAUUUGGCAUGCCUAGCACUGCAGCUGGACAGCCUUUAGACUGCAGGGGGCGCUCUACCCAUCUACUCCUGCCGGCGCUCCAGGAUUGUUUUCUAAGCCACAAAACCGAACUUUCUCUCGAAGCAAAGAUGACAGCCUGUAUUCUGAGCUACGAUUGACCACUUGGAGAGAAGGAGUUUGACAGCGGCCAGAAAUCAAUUCAUUGGAGUGAAUGGGUGUGGGGAAAACUACCCAUUCCCGAAACAGCCAGAUUUUCCCCCUCCCUGAAGGACAGAAUUGGAUAAUCUGUUUUGCAAUCUAGACUAAAGCCUGUUUGGUCAUAUUCCUCAGUGCCCAGACCUCUGGGUCCCUUCCAACUCUUUAAGAUUCUAUGAUCAUGUUUUGGACACUUUUGCAUAAAUAAAAGCCAUUUCUAUUUCUGCAUCUCA
Molecule: messenger RNA, 1061 nt
Organism: Podarcis raffonei (Aeolian wall lizard)
Lineage: Eukaryota; Metazoa; Chordata; Lepidosauria; Squamata; Lacertidae
Gene: TMEM205
Product: transmembrane protein 205
Exons: 4
Coding region: 106-672 (188 amino acids)
Source: RefSeq, a predicted model, not a curated record